Molecule: messenger RNA, 708 nt
Organism: Acomys russatus (golden spiny mouse)
Lineage: Eukaryota; Metazoa; Chordata; Mammalia; Rodentia; Muridae
Product: 5-hydroxyisourate hydrolase
Exons: 4
Coding region: 81-488 (135 amino acids)
Biological process (GO): purine nucleobase metabolic process
Molecular function (GO): hydroxyisourate hydrolase activity
Source: RefSeq, a predicted model, not a curated record
GUUGCACAGACCUGAGCUCCAGGGCAGGACAUGACUUCCAGGACCGCCCCACGGCUGAUGACGCUCCAGAGACACCUGGGAUGGCCGCAGGUGAGGAGCUGGCUUGUUCCCUUGGAAUUCCCGCUGGUGACAUGGCGACUGAGAGCAGUCCACUGACCACACACGUACUAGACACUGCCUCGGGGCUCCCUGCCCAAGGCCUCUGUCUCCGUUUAUCUCGCCUGGAGGCCCCUGCCCAGCAGUGGAUGGAGCUGAGGACAAGCUACACGAACCCGGACGGUCGCUGUCCUGGGCUCCUGACACCAGGCCAGAUAAAGCCAGGCACCUAUAAGCUGUCCUUCGACACAGAGCGCUACUGGAAAGAGCGGGGUCAAGAGAGCUUUUACCCAUAUGUAGAGGUUGUUUUCACUAUUGCAAAGGAGACCCAGAAGUUCCACGUGCCUCUGCUGCUGAGCCCAUGGUCCUACACCACCUACCGGGGGAGUUAGUUAGAGUGACAUUACCUGAAGAAAGCCAUCUGUCCGCCUGUCCCCUCUCCCGGACUCAGCCACCCACACAGGUCACCAGCAUGGGCUUUGUCCUCACAAGGGACACGAGGUUGCUGCUUGCUGAAGAGAUCCUAGCUGCCUUGGAGUUUUCUAGCAGGGAGCUGUGACUUCAGUGUCAAUAAAGUGAGUCCCAGCACCUGCAGAUCUGAGCCUAUCAUUG